Molecule: messenger RNA, 2539 nt
Organism: Pelobates fuscus (common spadefoot toad)
Lineage: Eukaryota; Metazoa; Chordata; Amphibia; Anura; Pelobatidae
Gene: KBTBD13
Product: kelch repeat and BTB domain containing 13
Exons: 1
Coding region: 93-1493 (466 amino acids)
Biological process (GO): regulation of the force of skeletal muscle contraction; relaxation of skeletal muscle
Molecular function (GO): protein binding
Source: RefSeq, a predicted model, not a curated record
CUGGGAAAAUAGGACAGUGACCUUGGAAACACCAAUGCUCCCUUGAUCGACUUUUUAACAAAAAGAACCUCAGGGCUACCAGAGCGAAGGCCAUGACCAAACUACUUGUCACGGUGGAAGGCACAGUAUUUGAGACAGAGAAAGACCUGCUGGUGGCUCACAGUGAAUAUUUCCGUGCCCUUUUCGAUUCUGGGAUGAGAGAGAGCACACAGAAUGAAAUCCAUCUAAAGAGCUUAGGAGCUUUAGGAUUCUUGAUUACACUCCGGGUAAUGGAAGGUAAGAGACCCCUCCUGACACUGGAUGAAAUUGUACAAGCUGUAGAAUGUGCAGCUUUCCUGCAGGUAGUACUCCUGACCAAGCACUUGGUGAAUUUGAUAGAUUCAGACAACUGUCUGGAGAUGUAUCAAGCUGCCUAUACGUAUGGACUGAUUGACCUGUUCCAAAAUGCAGCUUUGUUCAUCAGGGACAUUUAUGAAUCUCUAGAAGAUAAUUUGCGAUAUCUGCCCACCGUCCUUCAGGAGUAUCUAGAUUCCCUCAUGCCAAGUAGGUUUGUUGCAGUUGGCUCCCAUACCCCAACUAUUGAGUAUUUUGAAGAUUUCUCCCGUACUAUGAGCUAUUUGGAUGAGCAAGAGAACCAGUGGGAGAGCCUGGGCUGUAUUCCAGAGGAGGCAAGCACCUUCCUUGCUGGUGUUGCAACUCUUGACAAUAAGGUCUACAUUGUGGGUGGUGCGAGAGGGGCGAACAAAAAAGUGGUCGAAAGAAGUUUCUGCUUUGAUGCAGAGAGCCAGACCUGGAGUGAUUUUGCAUGUCCUCAUCAGCUUCGAUAUGAGGUGACACUUGUUGGACACGAGGGACACCUCUAUGCCAUUGGAGGAGAGUAUGAAAGAGCUCCUUUAGCAUCUGUAGAGAAAUACUCUCUCUCUUCUCAAACCUGGAAUUUUGGAAAAGAGCUUCCUCAACCUAUGGCAGGUCCACCUGCUACAAAGACCAUGGGAAGGAUAUUUGUAUGCCUCUGGAAACCACAGGACACGACCAUCAUCUAUGAGUAUGAGACCAUGAAAGAUGAACUGAUUUCAGUGGCUUCUCUAAAGAGGAUGCAGAGUUAUGGCCACUGUAUGGUAGGACACAGAGAUAAUUUGUAUAUUAUGAGGAACGGGCCCUCUGAUGAUUUUCUGCGAUGCUCAAUUGAAAAUUUCAAUCUUACCACCCAGCAGUGGAGAACUUUGUCGGGACAAUAUGUCAACAGCAAAGGGGCACUUUUUACAGCUGUAAUCAGAGGGGACACUGUCUUUACCUUGAACAGAGUGAUAACACUACUCUACAAGGUGGACAAUUCCAACUGGAAACCAAUAAAAGAAAAGGCUGGUUUUAAUAAGGGAGGGAACGUGCAUACAUUUUUUCUUAGGUUGCCCAAAAAGACAGAUAUUACAGUAAAUAAGGUCAACAAGAUUCAGUACCACUGUAACUCAAAAACAGCUGAACCUUCCUUAUAAAAUAAUAAAACUCUUGCAAUUGCAAAUAAAAAUGGUUCUGCUUUAACACUCCAAGCACCAUAAUUAUUACAGCACAUUGUAAUGGUUAUGGUGCCAGGAGUGGCUUGGAAGUUGGCACCCUCCCAGUUAAGUAGUUAAACCACUUAAUAAACAGUUACAGCGUACCUUGGGUUUUUUGGGUGGCUGCCACUGCCUCCUCUGCAGCUGGAAGCUCUUGCUGCUAAUUUAAGCCCCAUAGGGCAGGACUUUACUCAGUGGCCUAGCUAGGCUUUCCUCAGUGGAGCCAACUGGAAACUCCUUGCAGGAGCUUCCAGCGGCAGGGGAAGCGGUGGCGUGGGAGGAUCCAGUUGUCAAACCUUGCCUAAACGUUUUGAGUUCUUACUCUGGAAGGGUGCCAGGGCAGCUCUUGCAACAUAAACACUACAGCAGAAUGUAUUGGUUAUGGCAUUUGGAGUGUUUCUUUAACCCCAAAUACUCCUUCCUUUCAUCAAAUAAAAUAAUGAUUUUAGGAUUCUUAAUCCAGCCAAUAGCCUCCUCAUUCAUGACAGGUCCUGAAAACCAAAUUCCAAAUUUGAUUAUGUCUUAACACCCUAAUCAGUUUCUAUAAAAUUUCUCCAAUUGGUUAAAUGUAUUUAUGUAUAUUGUAUAACUGUUAAAUACACAGAGGCAGUUCAGUGGUGAUUAUGAAGGCAGCAAAAACGUCAUUGUAGGCAAUGAGAGAACUAGUCAGGAUGGAUGGGGUGUAGGAUGGAAGAGACUUUAAGAUAAGAAGUCUACUUAGGAGCACAUCACUGCUGUAACUUGCAUGACAGACAUGUUUAUCUAAUGACUUCCCCUACCAGCCAAGUUCAGGAAUAGGCAUGUAUGAAUUGAGUGUAACAAAGGGAUUGAAUAUAGCAUAUGCUGGUCACCAUAUAUAGUUACUGUAGUUUUCCUCUCCUCUGUAAACAAUAGCAGAGGGGGUCGAGAAAGAGAGAACUCUUUGUACUACAACCUGAGCAUGGAGCAAUAAGUGGUUGUAGUGCUUGAAGUAUCCUUUAAUAAAA